Molecule: messenger RNA, 711 nt
Organism: Parnassius apollo (apollo)
Lineage: Eukaryota; Metazoa; Arthropoda; Insecta; Lepidoptera; Papilionidae
Source: the annotation of a GenBank genome assembly
AUGCAAGGAACUGGAAUUAGAGCAUAUGAGGAGUACAUUGGAAGAGGCGAUUGUGGAAACGCGCAGUACGCCUCUCAAAAAUCGACCGCGACUUCCCCGCAUAGCCCUAAAGAAAAGGUUUCCACGGCUGGACGCGCUACUGGCCAUAGAAGCGCUAUCCCAGCAUGGAGAAGAAGAAUUGAGGAACGUAUCGCAAAGGCUAGAGCUCUCAUCGGCAGACUGAUAUGCUUCAGAUCAGGCAACAACAGGCCAAGAAUUGUGCGCACCGUCAGGAUGGCGUUUGCUGGGACAAAUGUCAGUUUGUCCCAGCCGGAUAUAACGCAAAAACUGACGGAGCGCAUAGACGAUCUGAAGCAGAGAAUCGCUGCUUGGGGAAAGCGGAUUCGGCGAUAUACCGAGAGGUCGACACGGUUCAACCAGAAUCGUCUCUUCCAGAGUGAUCAGAAGAGGCUCUAUGAAUCAUUGGAGCGACCAAUGGUAAGUGGAACGGGUCCAGCACCGAAUCAGGCCGACACUGUAGCAUUCUGGCGCGGCCUGUGGUCAGAGCCCGUAAACCACAGCGAGGGCCCUUGGACGGAAGUUGUGGCGAGUCAGUGUGCGGGUAUUACGCCCAUGGACCCCGUCAUCAUAACGCCGGAUGACGUAGCUGAGGCGGUCCGUAGGGCCCCGAACUGGAAAAGUCCGGGGCUUGACGGGCUGCAUCACUACUAG